GCUCCCGCGAUGGUAAUUCUAGGUAUCCCGCUCCAUCGAGAAGACAGCUUCUAGCGCACUCACGGAAUGCUACCCGAGCUCUGAUGCCGACCUGACGCCGGUUGGGCUGCUUUGUCAGCAUGCUAUCACUCGCAUUUGUACUCCACUCGCGCCGCUUUCCUCCCCAGAGCGCUUUGUCACCCGCAUACAGUGUCUUCCGGUAUGAGUCGAAGAACGGUGAGCCUAGCUCAAUACUUAUUUACUCGUCUCCGCCAACUUGGCGUGGGCUCGGUGCACGGUGUACCCGGUGACUAUACACUACGGGCCCUUGACUCUCUGGAGCCAUCAGGGCUUCGAUGGAUUGGUAAUUGCAACGAACUGAACGCCGGUUAUGCUGCAGACGGCUAUGGAAGGAUUCGUGGCCUUGCAGCACUUUUCACCACUUAUGGUGUUGGCGAAUUGAGUGCUCUGAACGCCGUCGCUGGUUCUUAUGCCGAGUAUAGCCCUGUGGUCCACAUCGUGGGAUGUGCUGCAAGGAAAGCAUACCGAACCAAAGCAUUAGUGCAUCAUUCGUUGGGGGAGAAUGACUUGCGUGUGUACGCCGACAUCUACAAGCGCUUCACUGUUGCCCAAGCCUCACUCUUCGAACCCGGAACUGCUCCAGCUCUUAUUGACAAUACCUUGCAAGCAUGUGUUCGGCUUUCUCGGCCCGUUUAUCUUGAGCUUCCAAGCGACAUGGUUGGAGCCCAAAUGUCAGACGAAGCACUGGCAACCCCACUGGAUGUCCGCGUUCCGACCAACCCAAAUGAGCUUGAGGAUAGAGUCGUAGACGCUGUCUUGCAGCGCAUAUACACCUCGAAACAGCCUUUCAUCCUCGUUGACGGACUCGCAGCGUCAGACCAGAUCGUUGACGAAGUUAAUGAAUUCGUACGGAUCACUGGCUUCCCCACUUUCGGACUUACUUUCGGAGGCGGCAUAAUUAACGGCUCGCUACCCAACUAUCAUGGCAUUCAUGCGGGAAAAUAUGGUUCUCUAGACUUUACGCCUUAUACAAAUACCGCGGACUUGGCAUUGCUCUUCGGCCCUCUACUGAGCGACACGAACACUCAAGGAUGGUCUGCUGUCCCAAGGAAAGACAUAACCGUUGCAUUUCGCCGAAAUUCCAUCGAACUAGGCGUCACCAAAGUGCAUGCCCUACAUGUGAAGGGCUUUUUGCGGAGGCUGCUCGACCGACUCGAUGCAUCGAAAUUACCCAAGCCAUUGAAGGCAUCCUCGUUGCCCACUGUGCGAGACUUAGCAAAAUCUCUGCCUCCUGUCGAUCCAUCAGCGCCCAUCGAUCAGGACACCUUCUAUCUCCGCAUAUCAUCGUUCUUCCGCCCAAAUGAUAUCAUCGUCUGCGCAAACGGCACACCCCUCGUCGGCGGCCGCGACUUCGUCCUCCCACCGAACACCAAGCUCAUUAAUUCCGCUAUCUGGCUAUCAGUCGGGCACAUGCUCCCUGCCACCCAAGGUAUUGCUCUCGCCCAAAAAGAACUUGGAACAGGCGGUCGCACCAUCUUCUUCGAAGGUGACGGCAGCUUCCAGGCGACAGCCCAAGAGCUCAGCACGAUCAUCCGAUACAAGCUCGAUGCGUAUAUCUUCAUCAUCAAUAAUGAUGGGUAUACGUUUGAAAGGCUGAUACAUGGACUGGAUGCGGAGUAUAAUGAUGUUGCGAGGUGGCGGUAUCUGAUGGCGCCGCAGAUGAUGGGUGCGCCCAAUGAUGGGAGCUACGAUGUAGAGACGCAUGAUGUGGGCACAUGGGGGGAACUGAUGGAAGUCUUGCAGGGUGAGAAUUUCCGGAACGGGAAGGGACUGAAAAUGGUCAACGUUCAGAUGGCCAGAGACGAUGUGACGACGAACUUCAAGCCUGCGUUGAAGUUGGCUGGUCAGCAGUUGAUGGAUCCGACGAAUUGAAUUCCAUCCUGAAGACUUUCACAGCCCUAAUAACAAUACCGCUUGAGGCUUCCA
Molecule: messenger RNA, 1986 nt
Organism: Trematosphaeria pertusa
Lineage: Eukaryota; Fungi; Ascomycota; Dothideomycetes; Pleosporales; Trematosphaeriaceae
Product: pyruvate decarboxylase
Exons: 3
Coding region: 202-1932 (576 amino acids)
Molecular function (GO): thiamine pyrophosphate binding; magnesium ion binding; carboxy-lyase activity
Source: RefSeq, a predicted model, not a curated record